AUGGGUGAAAAUCAAACUUUAAACGUAAUAAGUUUGAUCGUUAUUAUGAUUAUGUUUUUUUAUCUAUUAAAUAUUCAUUCAAGAUCAGUUUUCACUUUACAAUCCUGGAAGAAGAAGACUAUAUUUUAUGAUUCUAAAGAAUGUCAUAUUAUUUUACCUGAACGUAGUGGUCGACUUGGAAAUCAUUUAUUUAUGUUUGCAUCAGCUUAUGGCUUAUCACUGAAAUAUUCAUGUCAUUUAUACAUAGAUCGAAAUAUUAUUGAUAAACUUCAAAAAUCAUUCGAAAUUAAUUUAACAAAUUUAUUAUCAAAAUCACAAUCAAAAUAA
Molecule: messenger RNA, 327 nt
Organism: Adineta steineri
Lineage: Eukaryota; Metazoa; Rotifera; Eurotatoria; Adinetida; Adinetidae
Source: the annotation of a GenBank genome assembly